Melanotaenia boesemani (Boeseman's rainbowfish) is the source of this 1733-nucleotide messenger RNA. RefSeq names its product G2/M phase-specific E3 ubiquitin-protein ligase-like. The transcript has 9 exons. The coding region runs from base 17 to 1543 and encodes 508 amino acids. Gene Ontology annotation, molecular function: ubiquitin-protein transferase activity. The record is from RefSeq and is a predicted model, not a curated record. Lineage: Eukaryota; Metazoa; Chordata; Actinopteri; Atheriniformes; Melanotaeniidae.
AUUGGUUGACAUAGCAAUGCCCUCCUCAGGAUACAGUGUCAGAUAUUUAAGGUUGGAGAGUGGCCUGAACAAGGCCUUAGCCUACAUUGUGCCACUUCAAAGGAAGCUUGUGGACAUUGAGGAGUGUAAACCAAACGAUUUGGAUACUGUGCUGGAGAAGUGCAAAUCCUGCAAUCAGGAUUUCCCCCUCUAUAAACUUGAGAAUCACUUCAAUGAAUGUGAGAGGUCAUACAUUGACUUAACCAAAGAUGAUGAGAAAGAAACUGAAGAUGAAAUCGAGACCGAGGAGGUAGCAGAGGAGACGAGUGGAGAAGAAAGUGAAGAUUUUACACUUCAAGCUGCACUAGAAGAGUCUCUCUUGACUCAACCCCAUCAUUUUCCUGAGCCAGCAACUGAGGAACAGGCCACUUCAGAGUCUAAUGGAAAACACAUUGCAAAUGUUCUCACUGCUCUGGAGAAGGCAAUUGAUUACUGUGAUGGAAGUCCUGCAUCCUACAUUAGUGUUUGCAGAUCUCAUAUUUGGAUGGGUGCCAGAUUGGCCCUCAGCCGGAAGACUUUUCAUCCUCAUUGGCGCAUCAAUGUUAAAUUCAUGGAUGAUGUUGGAGUAGCAGAAGGAGCUGUUGACACAGGAGGACCAAAGCGGGAGUUUUUCACACUUGUUUUGGAUUACCUGCAUGGUAGUGGCCUUUUCGUGGGGCCAGAAAGCAGCAAAUUAUUGACUUUCUCCAGUUCCGCUAUGGAAAAAGAUGACUACUUCUACGCUGGAAUGAUGAUAGCAAUGUCUCUUGUGCAUGGAGGACCUGCGCCCCGGUUCUUCUCCAGAACUCUAUUCCAUGCAAUCACAGGAUCACCCGAAAAGACAACAGUGACCAUUGAUGAAGUUCCAGAUUUGAAACUGAAAGAAAACCUUCAGCGAGUUUUGUCUGGUGAAGUUCCUGAGGACCUUGAAGACAUCAUAGAUAUGGCAGGGUCCCGAUGUAUUAUGGCAACACCUGAAAAUGCUCAACAGAUGGCUCUGGACACUGCGCACUGGUACAUCUUUGGCAGAACACGGUCAGCAUUUGAGAGGUUCAAAGACGGCCUGAAGACCCUGGGUGUUUACUCUGCAAUGUUGGAAAACAAGGAGUCCUUCUUGCAUGUCAUGUGUCAUCAGGACAACCCAAUCACAGCAGAACAGAUCAAAGAAGCAUUCAAACCAGUGCUAAACUCCCCUGGUUCUAACAAACGUUCCACUGAGAACUUGAUCCUCUGUCUGUGGGAGAACUUCAUCUUUGAAGCAGAAGAUGAGGAUUCCGAUGUGUCGCUGGAGAAGAUCCUGUUUUUUUCCACUGGCCUGAAAUCCUUCCCUCCACUUGAUCUGAGGCCCAGUCCAACUCUUUGCUUUCUUCAUGAUGCUGAGGACAGUGGGAAGCUGUCCAGCUACCCAAAAGCAAACACAUGCACAAACCAGCUGUACCUUCCCACAGUUCACAAAACAUAUCAUGAAUUCAAAAACCACAUGGUUUUUGGUAUUUGUGCAAGUGCAGGGUUCGGACUACCAUAGUGGUGUUGGGCUGUUGCUCCAUUGUUCUGGGUUUUAGUGAUGCUGAAUUUAAAAGUUCAUGUCAUAUGUUUGUGCACUGUUAGCAUCUGUAUUUUGACAGCCUACCCUUAAAAGUAACUGUUUGGCUCCAGUAGAGAAAGUAUCUCCUGCCCACUACUUAAGCACUUUUUUGUUACUAAUGCAGAGCAGA